Molecule: messenger RNA, 1953 nt
Organism: Gastrolobium bilobum
Lineage: Eukaryota; Viridiplantae; Streptophyta; Magnoliopsida; Fabales; Fabaceae
Product: glycogen synthase kinase-3 homolog MsK-3-like
Exons: 13
Coding region: 330-1559 (409 amino acids)
Biological process (GO): signal transduction; protein phosphorylation
Cellular component (GO): cytoplasm
Molecular function (GO): protein serine/threonine kinase activity; ATP binding
Source: RefSeq, a predicted model, not a curated record
ACAAAAACAUCUUCAAUGAUUUGCAUUUGUCGGGUCUUAUCAUUUCUUCCUCUCUCUCCGUUUUCACUCUUUUUUUCUUUUGUCUUUUCUCUUGUUUCCGAAUCCAUUUCUUAGAUCCGUAGUUCACAUCCCACAGUUUUCACUCAAUUAUCUUCCGUGAAUGCUUGAUUCUGUGUGCAGAUUUUGAUGCCAAAAUUGUUGUUGAAUAUAUAGUUUGCUUGUUAGAGUUCUGUUUUCUUCUAGACAACGGUCUGUGUGACCUGUUCUUUGAGGUAGUUUAAUUGAAGCUGCAAGGAAAUCUUCCCGAUCUUUUUUUUGUGCCUGAGGUGAUGGCAUCAGCGGGUGUAGCACCUGCUUCUGGAUUAAGAGACGUAAAUGCAAGUUCAGUUGCAGUUGAUAGGUUGCCUGAUGAGAUGAACAGCAUGAAAAUUAGGGAUGAUAGGGAAAUGGAAGAAACUGUGGUAGACGGAAAUGGGACUGAAGCAGGACAUAUAAUUGUCACUACCAUUGGUGGUAAAAAUGGCCAGCCAAAGCAGACAACAAGCUACAUGGCUGAGCGUGUUGUUGGACAUGGAUCUUUUGGUGUUGUUUUCCAGGCAAAGUGCUUGGAGACAGGUGAAACUGUGGCUAUAAAGAAGGUUCUUCAAGACAAGAGGUACAAGAACCGGGAAUUGCAAACCAUGCGUCUUCUGGACCACCCCAAUGUUGUAACUUUGAAGCAUUGUUUCUUUUCAACAACUGAAAAAGAUGAGCUUUAUCUUAACUUGGUACUUGAGUAUGUUCCUGAGACUGUCCAUCGGGUGAUCAGACACUACAACAAAAUGAAUCAAAGGAUGCCAUUGAUCUAUGUGAAACUUUAUUUUUACCAGAUAUGUAGAGCACUAGCUUAUAUUCACAACUGUAUUGGAGUGUCUCACAGGGACAUAAAACCUCAAAAUUUGCUGGUCAAUCCUCACACCCACCAGCUGAAGAUUUGUGACUUUGGGAGUGCAAAAGUCUUGGUCAAAGGGGAGCCAAACAUAUCUUACAUUUGUUCUAGGUACUAUAGGGCUCCUGAACUUAUAUUUGGUGCAACUGAGUACACCCCAGCCAUUGACAUUUGGUCAGCUGGUUGUGUACUUGGAGAGCUAUUGCUUGGCCAGCCUCUCUUUCCUGGUGAGAGUGGAGUAGAUCAGCUUGUUGAAAUUAUCAAGGUUUUAGGUACCCCAACAAGGGAAGAAAUCAAGUGCAUGAAUCCCAACUACACUGAGUUCAAAUUUCCACAAAUCAAAGCUCAUCCAUGGCACAAGAUCUUUCAAAAGCGUAUGCCCCCUGAAGCUGUGGACCUUGUCUCAAGACUACUGCAAUACUCUCCAAAUCUUCGAAGCACAGCUUUGGAGGCCCUGAUUCAUCCAUUCUUCGAUGAACUGCGUGAUCCAAAUACCCGCUUACCAAAUGGGCGUUUCCUUCCUCCACUAUUCAACUUCAAAGCCAAUGAGCUAAAAGGAGUGCCUGCUGAGAUGCUGGUGAAACUGAUUCCAUCUCAUGCUAGAAAGCAGUGUGCCUUGUUUGGAUCAUAGUGUAGCCUUAUGUAAAUAUUAUUUACUCCCUGCUUGUAGAUGUUUAUCUAGUCUGUUUCAGAUUGUUAAUAGUUUUCUCUCUCUCUUUUUUUGUCCUUUUGUUCUGUUAACUUGUUCGUCUCCUUUAUCCCCAAGAAAACCCCCUCAUCAUCCAUUUAGUUAUAUUUCUUGCCGCCUGUAGAAAGUUCUUUGAGAAGAAGCUUAAGGUUGAUUUUUCUUUAGGAUUUAAUUGGUUCCCUCACCUUUAAAGUUUAAUAGGUUAUAUUAAGUAUUAAUUAGAACUAUUGUUUAUUCAAGUAGUAUACUUGAACACUAUCACAAUGUCAUCCAGGAGAUGUUUUAAAGCUUGCUUGGUAUCCCACCCUAUAUUAUGAGAUAUUUUGUUUUUGUAAGA